This is a messenger RNA of Camelina sativa (false flax), 944 nucleotides long. The record is from RefSeq and is a predicted model, not a curated record. NCBI's taxonomy places the organism in Eukaryota, Viridiplantae, Streptophyta, Magnoliopsida, Brassicales, Brassicaceae.
UAAAACUCCCACACCUAACUCAACUCGAAGACAUCAAAAGGUAAGUGAAAGGUAAUAUAUCUUUUUUUUUUUUUCUUUUUUGGGUGUUCUUCUAAAUAUUUGAGUAACUAGUUUUUUCUGACUUAAUAGUUUUCAAUUUUAUUAAAUCUCUGUAAAAAUCUCACAAAAGUACAAAGGAAGGAGAGAAACCCUAACAUGGGACGAGAUAAACAAGUCAAGAAAGAUUCUCCACUAUCUGAACAAGGUGCUAUAAUUUUGGCUUCAAGUCAAAAUGAGAAACUUGUUGAGAUAGAGAAAGACAAGAGACUUGCGUUGAUAGAUGCUUGGGAAGAGAACGAGAAGGCAAAAGCUCAAACCAAAGCUUACAAAGAACUUUGCUCAACUGAAGCAUGGGAGAACAACAUGAAGACAGCUCUAGAGUUAGAUUUGAAGAAAAUGGAGUUACGGUUCGGAUACGCUCCAGGUCCAAAAUACGGUUACGGUUUGAUUUUGGUCAUGCCUAAGUACAGCUACUACACCUUGCCACGGUGUCACGUCUACACACUAAAUUCACCAACGGCAAUUAUGAAGUGUUUAUUUAAUUUCAUCUACAAAUAUAUAAUAUUUUUAUCAGGAGAAUUUAGAAGUGGAGAAAGCUGAAUACUAAAAAAAAAUCAAGAAAAAGAUACCAGAAAUUGAGAAGAUUGCAGAAGCAAAAAGAGAAAAAAUAGAGAAACAAGAGGAGCAAGAAUCUAUCAAAGUGGAAAAAAUGAGUGAGAAGCUAAUCGCAACUCCAAGUGCCUAUCCACCCAAUACCAAAACCUGUGGAUGUUUCUAAUACUUUUUUUCUCAAUGUAAUUGAAAACAACAAAAAAUGAAAAUGUAUAUAUAUCUAAAACGAAUAAUGUAACAAAAAAGCAUCAAUGUAAAUCAUUUAUUAGAAGUGAAUUUCGUACAAAGCUAAA